AUGACAAAAUUAGUUACAGUUUUUGGAGCAACAGGUCAACAAGGUAGUUCAGUUGUUAGGGAAUUAUUAAAAAAUGGUAAUUUUAAAGUUCGUGCAUUAACAAGAGAUCCAAGUAGUGAAGCAUCAAAAUCAUUAAAAGAGUUGGGAGCUGAAGUUGUAAAAUCAAAUGAUACCGAUUCAAAAGAAGCUAUUCAAGAAGUUUUAAAAGGUAGUGAUGCUGUAUUUGCUUUAACAAUUGCUUUUGCACAAAAUGAAACCGAUGUUGGUAAAAAGAUAGCUGAUGCUGCAUUCGGUGCUGGUGUUAAACACUUUGUAUUCAGUGGUCUUCCUCCAUGUAAUAAGAUUUCAAAUGGUCGUAUCAUCGUACCACAUUUUGACCAAAAAUAUUUAGUUGAAGAAUAUGUUAGAGAAUUAUCUGAAUCCAAUCCAUCAUUUAUCAGUUCAUUCGUUUAUGCACCAUUUUAUUAUCAAAAUUUUAAAUCAUUCGUACCAAAAAAGAAUGAAAAUGGUGAUGGUGGUUAUACAAUCUCUUUACCAUCAAAUGGCAAACCAAUGGAUAUGGGUGAUGUUGAUAAUAUCGGUGCAAUAGUAUGUGAAAUCCUAUUAAAUGAAAAUAAAUAUUCUGGUGUUGUUGUACCAUUCUCUGGUGGAGCUCUUUCUGGUCCUGAAAUUGCCAAUAUCUUCUCCAAAGUAUCUGGUAAAUCUGUUACAUUCAAAUUUAUACCACCUUCAAUAUUCCGUACAUUUGGAUUCCCAAAUGCUAAUGAUUUAGCUUCAAUGUUUGAAUUUUACAAUGAAUUUGGUGUAUUCAAUGAUUUAGAUCAAUCAAUUGCUUCAAAAAUUACAAAAUUCACAACAUUUGGAGAAUAUUUAAAAAAUUCAAAUUUUAAAUUAGAUUAA
Molecule: messenger RNA, 900 nt
Organism: Dictyostelium discoideum AX4
Lineage: Eukaryota; Evosea; Eumycetozoa; Dictyosteliales; Dictyosteliaceae
Product: NmrA-like protein
Exons: 1
Coding region: 1-900 (299 amino acids)
Source: RefSeq, a predicted model, not a curated record